GAUAUUUUCUCUUUUUAUUUUUAUUUCUUCCUUCACUCCUUGAGACUCCUGCAGCCCUGACACCAUUGGGCCCGCCGCAAUCCGUAUUUAUAUUGCACAUCUACACCAAGUGACAAAAUCUUCUUUUUUAUGCCGUCGUUAUCCGACACAGAAAGCGCCGCCGCACAAGCUGCACGGCCCAUACCAUUUGCUGCCCCCAUUCGCAAUGCAUCCCAAUCUAUGAAGCAAUCCAGUGUACCUCGUCGACUUUCCCGUCAAGACUCGAUGAAUCCCCGUCGUCAAUCUAACGCCUCCCAAACUACGGAAUCGGUCUCUCCGUCCGUGUCAUGGCCUAUUGUCUUGGCAAUCGUUCCAACCUUGGGCGCGUUUGUUGCUGGCAGUGCCGAAGUCUGGAGUGACCUGAUCAUGGUGCUGCUGAUUCUAUAUUAUACUUACAAGUGGGUGACAGUGCCUUGGAAUUAUUACGAAAGCGCUCGAUCACGACGUAUUAUCAAUCAAAACUCACGAGUACCGUUACCGGCCCAUAUGAAUGAUGAAAAAAAAGCUAUUGAAAUCAAAAGGAAGCAGAUGGUGGCGAAAGAGCUUCGCCAACACGAGUUAAUCGGCCUUCUUUGGGUGUUGGCGUCCCCUAUUAUAGCCGGAUUGACUCUACAAUACAGCAGACGAUUCUUGAGCAAUCAAGAUAAAUAUCUCAGCAGUUUCAACAUUGCUGUUUUUGUACUCGCCGCUUUAAUCAAACCGAUCGUACAUUGUAUGAGUAUGCUCAAGGACCGUACACUCUAUUUGCAAAGCGAAAUGCAAAUCGAAGAAGGUGAAGUAGAGGUCUUGCGGGAAAGAAUAUAUGAAUUGGAAGACGAGUUGCAGAGUUUGAAGAAAGCAUUCGCCACCAAGAAGGAUCUGGGCCAGGUUACAAAUGGAAUCGGCCCAACUUUGAAUCAACUUGCCAAGUCUGUUAAACGAUCGGAGAAAAGGGAACAGCUUUUGCGUAACUACUCUGAGGAACGAUUUAACUUUGUGGACGCCAAGAUGCGAGAGUUUGAUGACUACAUUGCCAAGCGUAUGGAACAAGACAGAUUACGUACCUCAAGAGGUCUUAUAGCCUCUCUGAUCUUUUUGCCUAUGACCGUCACCAUGUGGACGCUUAAGCGGGUUACCCAUCUAUUGCCACUUCCCAAAACCCUCCUACUCCGCUCUACUCUCCCUCCCAAGCCUAUCAAAGCUUACCAUGACUUGCGCUCUUCACCGCCUAUUGAUAACCGAAAUCAAAACCUGAUCCCGGAUGCGACUGAAUUGGAGCGGGAAAUCAGAUAUCGCAGACAUAUGAACAGCGAUCCAAAUGAGAGCAGCUAUAUGAGUGGAGAAGAAUCGGUUGCUGCGUUUGGUCGAGGUCAUCAGUAAUAGCCGAUCAAUGUUGUAUGCUGCUUAACCCCCUUCGCCACCUCUUUAUCCACUUUCGCCCAUCCCCACAUUGUCCAAUGAAUAAUACAGCAGCGGGCCUGCUUUUGUGAUCUGCUCAACAUGGGAUCCGUCUAUCCAAUCGAAGCGGUCAUCGUUCCAAAUUUCUUUUUGUUUUUUUCCAUCCAUCCCUACAAGACCCUGCCGGCAUCAAUGCAGCAUCGCCUGCUCUGCUCAUCAUUUAUCCCUGUCUCCCCUGCCCCCCUUAUUAUCAUCUUUAUGCCUUACACUCACCUGUAUCUACUAUUAUAUCCCCUCCCCCUUCAACCAACCUCGUCCUACCAUCUACAAAAUUGCUCAUACUUCUUGUUUUGAAAAAAAUGAGCAAACCAAAAAUCAAACUUCUUACGUGUUUCUAAAUGAAUAUAUAUA
This is a messenger RNA of Umbelopsis ramanniana AG, 1827 nucleotides long. RefSeq lists its product as uncharacterized. The record is from RefSeq and is a predicted model, not a curated record. Bases 130 to 1398 code for a protein of 422 amino acids. NCBI's taxonomy places the organism in Eukaryota, Fungi, Mucoromycota, Umbelopsidomycetes, Umbelopsidales, Umbelopsidaceae. The transcript has 2 exons.